AUGAGACUGCUUCCUCCCCCGGUUCUUCCCGAUGCUGCGGCUUCCUCCUCCGCCGCCUUCCCCUUCAUCCACUCUCUCCACAUCAUCGGAAGCCUCAUCACCUUCAAGCUGGAUGUCCAGUCCGGCAGUUACUCCAAGUGGCGUAAGCUCUGGCACUGCGUUCUCACCUUGUACGCCUUCCAACACCACAUCACCCACUACUCCAACCCAGACCAGCAGUCUCCCGCAUGGCGCCAUACUGGUCUCACCCUUGUCCUGCUGCUCUACUCCACCAUCACCGACGGUCUCUACGAGGUCAUCCGUGGCGAGGCGAACACCGCCUUCGUCGCCUGGGACAAGCUCCAAGAGUUCUUCCUCGCGAACCAGCCCGCUCAGGCGGUCCACCUCUCCGCCGAGUUUCGCGCCCUCACCAAAGGCGACCUACGCAUGGCGAAGUACUGCGCUCGCCUCAAGGCAUUGGCCGACACCCUCGCGGACGUUGAGGAGCCCGUCACCGACCAGACACUGACGUUGCAGCUGCUACGAGGGCUGUCCCGCCCGUACCAGUUGAUCGCCACUGUCUUGCCCAUGCAGAACCCCUUCCUGUCUGUUGAACGUGAUGUAUUUGUACUUCUAAUCCUAUCUUCUCUAGCCUUGUAUAGUUGA
Messenger RNA from Aegilops tauschii subsp. strangulata, 645 nucleotides. RefSeq lists its product as uncharacterized. The record is from RefSeq and is a predicted model, not a curated record. Lineage: Eukaryota; Viridiplantae; Streptophyta; Magnoliopsida; Poales; Poaceae.